Molecule: messenger RNA, 1284 nt
Organism: Mytilinidion resinicola
Lineage: Eukaryota; Fungi; Ascomycota; Dothideomycetes; Mytilinidiales; Mytilinidiaceae
Product: short-chain dehydrogenase reductase SDR
Exons: 2
Coding region: 204-1040 (278 amino acids)
Molecular function (GO): oxidoreductase activity
Source: RefSeq, a predicted model, not a curated record
UGAGCAUGUAUCGUGAGCAGCAUACAGAAUCUGCAGACUUAGCCUGCUAUUUAAGGUGUAGCAUGAGAGACUUGUGGGUAGGAACGCGUAUAAAGCGUUUGGUCAUGUUUGAUUCUUCGUCAGCUAUACCAACAACGCAGGCUUCGCAAAGCCCAUUGUAGUCUUCCUUUUCCGGACCACAAAGAAAAGUCAAACCUGAAGCGAUGCCGCGAACCAUUUUCAUUACAGGAGCAAGCUCAGGAAUCGGUGCAGCAGUCUCCAGGCUUUUCUUUGAGAAAGGGUGGAAUGUUGCCGCGACAAUGAGAAAGCCAGGGGAAGCAUCCGAGCUCAAACAGUUGGACGCUAGCCGAUUGCUACUAGAAAGACUGGACGUUGUCGACGCUAGCAGCAUACAACCAGCCAUCGACGCAGCCAUUGCGAAGUUCGGGAAGAUCGACGUCCUCUUCAACAAUGCUGGUUACGCGCAGUACGGCAUUUUUGAGAUGACAUCGCCAACCAAAUGCCGAGAUCAAUUCGACGUAAACCUAUUUGGAGUAAUGGAUGUAACUCGAGCUAUCCUACCACACUUUCGAGCUAGCGGCCAUGGAGGAAUCGUCAAUAUGGGUAGUGGUGCCGGCCUGUGGGGCUCGCCAUUAGGCACGAUGUACACAGCCAGCAAAUUCGCGCUGGAAGGCUUCACCGAAGCGCUCUCUUACGAACUCGCGCCAUUGAACAUCUUUGUCAAGAGCAUUGUUCCUACUGUUGGUGUUGGGGGAACCAAACUUGUGGAGUCGUCUGUUGCACAUAUCGCCAUGGACGAAGCCCUAGUUCCUACGUAUGGUGCGUAUAUGCAAGAGAUGGUCCCGAAACUCCAGGCUAUGGGUUCUUCUGGCGCGCUAGAAGUAACGGAACUUGCGCACAUUGUGUACAUUGCGGCAACAGACGGUACGAAUAAGGUUCGAUACGUUUGUGGAGCUGAUGAUUUUGGGUUUCUCAAGGCAAGAGUUGAGUCAAAGAGUGACGAGGAGUACAUGGCCCGUAUGCGUGCCUGGUUCAACUGAUUCCAGGAUCAUGCGGUAAAAGUAGAGAUAGAGCAGAACAAUGAAUAGACAAACGAUGGGAAGCUACAAAACAUUCGCAGCCUCGAACCGUGCCAAUAAUGUGCCACUGUUUCUAAACGUUUUUCAAUUCAUAAUGCUCGGUCUUCGAAGUUGAUAGUUGAAGCGGCCCGCAAACUCUGGGAUUAAUAGCCUGUUGACACCAGACUGAUCCGAGCGCGAUCCAUCGAUUUGACAUCUCGAUGUG